Olea europaea var. sylvestris is the source of this 1251-nucleotide messenger RNA. RefSeq names its product nifU-like protein 3, chloroplastic. Bases 163 to 966 code for a protein of 267 amino acids. NCBI's taxonomy places the organism in Eukaryota, Viridiplantae, Streptophyta, Magnoliopsida, Lamiales, Oleaceae. Gene Ontology annotation, molecular function: iron-sulfur cluster binding; iron ion binding. Gene Ontology annotation, cellular component: chloroplast stroma; mitochondrion. Gene Ontology annotation, biological process: iron-sulfur cluster assembly. The transcript is spliced from 4 exons. The record is from RefSeq and is a predicted model, not a curated record.
UCUUGACGUGGCGUUAUCCCAUUUCUGCUGCAAAAAUUCACACUCUAUCCACAAGUUUGAGGGCAAGAAAGCCUUCAAAUCUCAUUCAUUCCCUAAUGAAACAUUUACUCAACAGAGAUGGGAUUUCUCCUAAUUGCCUAAAAACUGAGAAAAAAGUGCAUAAUGGUUGCACUAUCAACACAAACCCAUCUUCUCAAGCCCCCAUCAAGAUUCAUUUUUUCACGUGAACCGGUAACUUCUUCCAAUCUGUGUCUCCUUCAGAAUCCAAUUUCGGAAAAUGAUUCUUUAUCAUCCAAACAGAGUUCAUUUGUUAGAGGCCAUUAUCGGAGUAGCCAAUUUCUUAGAUUAAGUAGAGCCCGUCGACUAAGAAAUAAUGCAGGAACUGUGGUUUCACCAAGUUGUGUGUUGCCACUAACUGAGAAUAAUGUUGAGAAGGUGUUGGAUGAAGUAAGGCCCGGCCUAAUGGCUGAUGGAGGGAAUGUGGUUCUGCAUGAGAUUGAUGGUCUUAUUGUAGUACUAAAGCUCCAAGGAGCUUGUGGGUCAUGUCCAAGUUCAACAAUGACGCUUAAAAUGGGGAUUGAAACUCGACUCCGGGAUAAGAUACCUGAAAUAGAAUCAGUAGAGCAGAUUCUUGACACGGAAACAGGGCUCGAGUUGAAUGAGGAAAAUGUAGAGAAGGUAAUGGAUGAACUCUCCCUAAAGGGGCAUGCUACUUUGUGGCAAGUAAAUUUGAAAUACUUUUCCCCUUUUUACGGGAGGAGAGAGAGUGCUAAGAUUCUAUCAGAGAUUAGACCUUAUUUGGGCGGCACAGGUGGUGGAGAACUGGAGCUUGUUCGUAUUGAGGAUUAUAUUAUAAAAGUUCGUCUUAGUGGACCGGCAGCUGGAGUGAUGACAGUCCGGGUGGCUCUAACUCAGAAGUUGAGAGAAAAAAUACCUGCCAUUGCAGCUGUCCAGUUGAUAGACUGAAAAUUCUAUGUAAGAAAACCGAUUAUUGCCAUAGAGUAAGUUCAAACAUUUCAUACUAUUUAUGCUUAAUGAUCUAUGAAGAUAGUAGCUGUAAGCUUGAUUAUUAAUCUCCUGUACAACAUAUUUUUGAACUUAGUUUGAAAAGUAGUUGUUAAUUAAGUUACCAAAAGAAGGUGCAUUGCCUUGAGUAAAAAGGUUAAUGUCUCAGCUUUUUUCUCAAUAUACUGAACAGAUCUGUACAAGACGAUGGAAAAACAUCUUAUGUUCGUUUUUUUCCUUUUAUCA